This is a messenger RNA of Phyllopteryx taeniolatus (common seadragon), 2524 nucleotides long. It is a transcript of the gene snx5, whose product is annotated as sorting nexin 5. Gene Ontology annotation, molecular function: phosphatidylinositol binding; dynactin binding. Gene Ontology annotation, cellular component: endosome. The coding region runs from base 257 to 1456 and encodes 399 amino acids. Lineage: Eukaryota; Metazoa; Chordata; Actinopteri; Syngnathiformes; Syngnathidae. The record is from RefSeq and is a predicted model, not a curated record. The transcript is spliced from 13 exons. Gene Ontology annotation, biological process: pinocytosis.
GCCGAGUGAUCGAAAUAGGACGGAUGGUGUCUGGUUACAGUUUUACAGUAAUGAUAAUGGCUGAAAAAAGACUUUAAUUCCCAUAUCCACAUCCAGACAUAGUUACAAUUGAGGUGACUAUGUGGUCGAUUUUGGAAGUACCCAGUCAAUAAUCCCUUUUGUGCGAAGAAAAAAAAAAACUAAUUGACAACACGUCAAACCGCUAGCUACUCACUCACGCUCACGCUGCUGCUCUUCACUCGACUUCGGUCCAGUUAUGACAGCCAGUUUACACGAAAGCGACAACGAAAAGAUGCGCUCUGUGUCUGUUGACCUAAAUAAUGAUGCAUCUCUGCUAAUUGACAUUCCUGAUGCACUCUGUGAAAGAGACAAAGUCAAGUUUACGGUUCACACAAAGACCACACUUAACGCUUUCCAGAAGCCAGAAAUAUCUGUUCCACGGCAACAUGAAGAUUUCAUCUGGUUACACGACACUCUGGUGGAGACAGAGGACUAUGCUGGCCUUAUAAUUCCCCCAUCACCCCCAAAACCUGAUUUUGAAAGCCCAAGAGAGAAGAUGCACAAACUGGGAGAAGGUGAAGCAACUAUGACCAAGGAAGAGUACACAAAAAUGAAGCAGGAGUUGGAAGCUGAGUACCUGGCUGUGUUCAAGAAAACAGUCCAAGUACAUGAAGUUUUCCUGCAGAGACUCUCUUCUCAUCCCAUUCUAAGCAAAGACAGAAACUUCCAGAUUUUCCUAGAGUAUGACCAGGAUCUCAGUGUCAGAAGAAAGAAUGCCAAGGAGAUGUUCGGUGGAUUCUUCAAAAACAUGGUCAAGUCAGCUGAUGAGGUCCUGAUCUCAGGAAUAAAGGAAGUCGAUGACUUUUUUGAGCAGGAGAAGACAUUCCUUCUCGACUACUACAGCAAGAUUAAAGAUUCCACUGCCAAAGCAGAGAAGAUGACCCGCACGCACAAAAAUAUCGCAGAUGACUACAUUCAAAUCUCGGCCACUCUGAACACGCUUUCUGCUGAAGAUAGGACAGCAAAUAGGAAGCACAUGGAGAAGCUGUCAGAUCUCUUUGAGAAACUCAGAAAAGUGGAAGGAAGAGUAGCAUCCGACCAGGAGCUCAAGCUCACAGAGUUGCUAAGAUAUUACUUGCGAGAUAUCCAGGCUGCAAAGGACCUCCUCUACCGACGAGCUCGCGCAUUAGUCGACUAUGAGAACUCCAACAAGGCUUUGGAUAAGGCUCGACUGAAGAGUAAGGACAUUCCUCAGGCUGAGGAACACCAGCAGCAGUGUCUACAGAAAUUUGACAAGCUCUCAGAGUCUGGGAAGAAAGAGCUCACCAGUUUCAAGGGCAGGCGAAUUGUGGCAUUUAGAAAAAAUCUCAUAGAGAUGGCUGAACUGGAGAUUAAACAUGCCAAGAACAACGUGACACUAUUGCAGGGGUGCAUUGAGCUGCUCAAGAACAACUGACAGAGUUAGAAGUAUUCUUGUCCUGCUGCCAUCAAGUGACCAGUUAACAGCCAAUGAAAUCCUGAUGUCACUUGCGCCUCAGAAUUCAAGAAGUCAAGUCGCGUCAUAGAUUCCACCCGUCUUAACUGGUGCCUCUUGACCAACAGCUUUGUUAGCACAGCAUUCUUGUAUUUACUCAGUCCACAUACUGUGUUCCACAGCUCAUACUCCCCAGGAUAUAUGGAAGUCUAACCUAUAAUUAUUGACUCCAUCGGUAAGGUCUAUCCUUUUGUUUUGUCUUUCUUGUAAUGUCUCAUUUUCAUAUUAUGCACACAAUAGAAACCCCGAAUUUGUCAUACUUUUCAGCACUGUAAAUCUCAAUUUAUCUCGCUAGUGAGUUAUUUUGAAACUCAGUGCAGAAUGUAUACGAGAUUCUGCUUUACAAUACUUUAAAAAACCUUUUCUGUUCCCACUGAUACUCUCAUUCUUGUCUGUUUUGCAUUAGUGUCUGGUGCUCAAUGCUCCAGUACUGCAGGCCAAACAGGACUUUUUUUUUUUUUUUUUUAAUUUAAAUUAGGUUUGCAUCAGUACCACAUUUAUCACAGAUGCACAUACGAUUUGAAAAUAUAAUCAUUCUUUCAGAAAUGAAAAAUUACGUAUGUUAACCAACAUGAGUUGUGGACUCACUGUUUAGUUUUGUUUGCACAAGGCACUCAUACUACCUCCACAACAGGUAUUAUUCCAUCAUCUGCUCCAUACCGCCAACUGACUGCCCUUCAUUCCUUCCCUUUCCGAUGUUAUUGAUGUUUUACCUUUUGCCCUGAAUCUAUUGCCCAAAUGGCUUCUCAUAUAAUAGGCUCCCAGUCAUCUCAACAAUUAGGAAAAUUUUUUACUAAGAUGACAAAAAAAGAUUCAAAAUCAUCAACAAGCACAGUGGUGUGUUUAAUACUUUAUAGUUUUCUAAAAGAAUGUAUUUCUGAUUCCAACAGUGUGAAUUCCUUUUUACUUUUCUAACUCAACAUUACCAUUUUAUAAAUUUGUAACAAUACUGAAUAAAUCCUACUUUCCCAAGAUUGGUCAAUGUCCAAA